AUGGAAACAGUGAACAAGGUUGUGGAGGCAGCCUCCGCUGCCAUUUGGGGCACCGAAAACAACUCAACCGAGCAGCAGACGACCGCCCACGGCGAGGAGCCUGUCUCCGGAGUACAGGGCACAGGAAGCGCAAGUGACCCAUACGAUGCUGGUAAUCGCGAUGAGCAACCUGACGCUCCAAUCUUCGAUGUGAAUACUGCCUCGCAAGAGCCCCGCCUGGAUGGCGCACAGUCAGAUCCUCUUCGCAAAGACCUAGCUAUGCGGUCCAAGCCCGAAACCGUGGAUCCAACCACGACUACUCCUAGCACGGGCUUGGCUGCGCCAUUGCAGAAGGGCUCCACGGCGCUAUCACCAGUACCUGUCGAUGGUGCCGCCGUGGGCCCAGCUACCACCAGCUCAAACCCAGCCUCUGAAAAACCGGCCACGAGCUCGUCCGAGUUCUCCCCGGUUCCGGUCGAUGGAGCCCCCAUGACAUCGAUCUCCGAGAACUCAGCCAAAGACCCCGCGCUCGGCUCAGAGUCAAAGAAGACCACGUCCGAUGCGUCCCCGGCGGCUCCUGUUGAACGUGCCCCUUUGACAUCGGUCCCGUCAAGUUCGAGCCAGGGCCCUCGUGGCGAGACCAUCCCUGGCGAUACCGUCGAGCCUACCAAGACCGAAAAGACUGAACAACGUGUGUCGGAGAGCGCCGGGGCCACCAGUGAAGGUCAAGGCGAAAGCAGCAAGCCUACAAACACCAUUGGGCACCAAGAUGUCAGUGAGGAAGCUCUGAAGGGUCCGCAGGGCCCGGCACCAGUCUCGGAGGAGAACUUUGUAAAGGAGGCCGAGAGUACCUCGGCUACACAGAACAAACUCGGCACUGAUGACAAGGCGGCGCAGAAUGCUAAUGACAGCGCUGACAAAAUGAAGCACGACCCCUCCUCCGACCAUGGCAAGCAAGGUCCAUUGCACAAGAUCAAGGAGAAGCUGCACAAGGUUGCACACCCUCACUCUUCGAGCCAUUAG
This is a messenger RNA of Penicillium diatomitis, 1002 nucleotides long. RefSeq lists its product as uncharacterized. Lineage: Eukaryota; Fungi; Ascomycota; Eurotiomycetes; Eurotiales; Aspergillaceae. The record is from RefSeq and is a predicted model, not a curated record. Bases 1 to 1002 code for a protein of 333 amino acids. The transcript has 2 exons.